UAGCGGCGUCAUGCGCGUUAGAGAGGGACCGCGCGGGGCGCACCACCGAUCGCCGCCAUUUAUUUCUUUUCAGUGCUCGACUCCGUCGUAGUGACAGCGUCUUGAUAUAAUCGCGAUAAUAGUUCGUUUUAUAUGUGAAGAUUGUAUAUUAAGUUCAAAUCACAUAUUAUACAAGUGUUCCCUAGUUGUGAUAAUAUAUAAUGGAGUAGAGUGUAUGAUGUGUAUAAUAUGACGUGGUCGAACGCAAAUAUGUCUAGCGUUCACACAUCUGUUGUCAUCACGAAAUAACUUGGAUUAUGCAAGUUGGAAUGAGAUGUGGAAGAGUAUUAGUCAAUAAGACUAUGACGGUUAUAAAAUAAUGCAGUGGCUGCACAAAAUAUUGACGCUGGCAAUAAUUUGCGCAGCUGUGGAGGGGGGAGUAUGUCCGUCUUCGUGCGUGUGCACACCCACCACACUGGUCUGCAGUGGCACGGCGGUGUCCGGAAGUAGGAUCGGCAAGGCGAACCUCGCCGGCCACGGAACAGACCUCCGACAGAUAGUAUGGACGGGUUCUAACAUCACCGCUACCGAUCACAAUCUAUUCGAGGGCUUAGUGGAUCUGGAGUACAUCGAUUUCAGUAGAAACGAAAUAAAGAGAACAGAGCACGGCCUCUUCUCGAGGUUGAUCCGGCUGACGCAUCUGAACCUAUCGAGGAAUGAAAUAGAAGACAUACCUCGGUUCACGUUUGCCGACCUCGAGAACCUGGAGGUCCUGGACGUGUCUCAUAACAAACUACAAGCGAUACCAUUCCAGGUCUUCGGGCCGAUGAUUAGGUUGAAGAAGUUGGAUUUAUCUUAUAAUAGGAUCGCCACUUUCUUAGAUUACUUUUUUAAGCCUAAUAGCCAACUGAAAACUCUGUUCCUAAAUAAUAAUAGUCUAGUUAAAAUUACAUCUCAUUCUCUAGUCAGCCUUAAGGAAUUGGAAACUCUCGAUCUAUCUAGCAACAAAUUAGACAAUAUUCCUAAAUCUAUAUUCGACAGCCUGGAACAGUUGAAGGAUAUCAAUCUAGGUUACAACAACUUCGAUAACAUAUCACAGGAUAUAUUUAAAAAGCUGAAUAAGUUAGAGACGCUUAAUUUAGGUGGAAAUAGACUUAAGGUGUUGCCCCCGACGCUGUUCCAAUAUAACGAAAACUUACUUGCAGUCUACCUCGAACACACGGCAAUUACCGUCAUACAGAACACCAACUUUAAAGGCUUACAGAAACUCAAGCGUCUGUACGUCAGGUACAACUCCAUGUUACGGGAAAUAGAACCCUUCGUGUUCCAAGACACGCCGGCCUUGACUCAUCUGGACAUUACUGCCAACGCUCUGACAUACCUGCCGCUAUCCCUGCAGAUGUUAGAGAACUUACAGGAGUUGAGAAUAGGGAAUAACUCGUGGGCCUGUGACUGUAGGAUGGCCUGGUUCGUCAGCUGGAUAGAGAACAGAAAAGAUAUCGUGAGGUCGGAUCUGAGUUGUCGGUGGGCUUACAGGGACGACAUGCUGAGGUAUCUGAACAGCACCAACUGUAAACCGCCACAGUUGAUAAAGAGCAGUCCACUGUCGUUACACAGGCUCCAGACGGACGCACUGCUGGAGUGCAAAUUCGCUGGCAACCCAGCCCCAUCCAUAACCUGGAUAACGCCAACGAGAAACGUGUUCCAUUGGAAUCCAGAUUCAUCCCCGCCGGACAUAUUCCAGAAACAUGGAAUAGCACACGAUCAGUAUUACCGCCCCUUAGAUUACAGUAACUCGAGAGUCAAAAUCCGCGACGACGGUUCCCUCUUCAUAGCCGACAUCCAUCGUGAGGACAGCGGCACCUACCUGUGCCUGGCCUCGAACCCCUCGGCCAACGCCACCGCCGAGGUCGUCCUCAACAUAGAUCCCAUGACCAUGUUAGAAAUCAAAAUCUAUAGUUUGCUGUUCGGAGCGAUGUGUGCACUGAGUUUCUUGGGUCUCACUUUGCUAGUGCAGGCUCUGCGUUAUAUAUUCUAUAGAUAUCGUCUCCUAGAGACCUGCUGUAGCUGUUGUACUUGUGUGAAUCGCGACGCGCCGCGAACCAGACAGAUAUAUCACAUGCUGGACAACAUCGAACAAUAUAAGAGACAACAAUUGGAAAAACUCCGAGAAAACUACGCCGUUCAGGUACAUCGAAUCAAAGAGAACUGCACCCAGCAGAUGGAGUGGAUUCAGAGUAGCUACUCGACACAAGCGGCUCACUUGAGAAAUAUCAGAGAUAUCGGAACCAACCAUUUGACGUCUAUGAAAGAUCAGUACUACGAUCAGGUAGCUAUAGAUGUGAAACGCGUCCGCGAGUACUCCACGUGCCAACUGAACUGGGUCAGAGAGAACUACGUGUUCCAGAGGAACAAGAUACGGAAAUUCAGCGCGCACCAGAUACUGAGGCUGAGAGAGUCGUACAAAUAUCAGCAGCAGACGCUCAACAAAGUGCUGGAGAACCUGCCCAGUCUGUACUUCGAGAACUGCAGGAGCGGUUCGUGCGGCAGGAGCGACUCCAUGGCCUUCGACCCCGACGUGGAGGUCAUCGACAUGUACCUCAAGACCAAGAUCGAGAAGCUGGCGCGUCUGCCGCCGCACUUCGACGACGAGAGCAAGGUGUCGGUGUACUACACGCCCACCGAGCGCUCGCUGGAGUCGCGGCGGGGCUCGCUGGCGCGCGCGGAGCCCGAGGCCGUCCACAUCAACAUGAUCGAGCGUCCCCCGCCGCUCGAGCUGCUGGACAGGCCGGGCAGCUCGCCGCUGCUGGGCCGCGCGCGCCUGGCCGCCAGCCUGAGCUCGCCCGAGCUGCGGCCGGCGGGCGGGCGCGUGCUGCUGGCCGUGGAACUGGAGCCGUCUUAGUGGCGGCCUCACACGCGCGUUUUGUUAUACGCGCCGGCCCGUCUGCGCGCGUACUUCGUCUGACCGUGUGUGUGUUACGUCUCGUGCGAUAUGUUCGUGGACUACUUGCUACUGCUAGUGCGGUGUGUCGGUCUGUCGGCCAGUUCGUGUGUCGUGCGAGUCGGUAGUGUCGUUUGUUGUGACGGUGUGUGCACUGGUCGACGGCCCUCCCCCCUCUCCCCUGUCGGCCUGUCGGUGUCCUUAUUAUUAUUACUAUUAGUCGUAGUGUCACCGUCUAACUGUUGAUCGCCAAAUAGAACAACGAUCGUUAUGAUGUGUAACGUUUCUUAAUAUAAAUUAUACAAAUAUUGUUGAAAAUUUUCUAAAUAUUAUAAAUAACGAGAGUAAGCAAAUCAUGAAGAAUAAAUUAUUUUUCAAUGUA
Messenger RNA from Danaus plexippus (monarch butterfly), 3302 nucleotides. RefSeq names its product leucine-rich repeat and immunoglobulin-like domain-containing nogo receptor-interacting protein 3. The record is from RefSeq and is a predicted model, not a curated record. The transcript is spliced from 5 exons. Gene Ontology annotation, molecular function: protein binding. The coding region runs from base 359 to 2881 and encodes 840 amino acids. NCBI's taxonomy places the organism in Eukaryota, Metazoa, Arthropoda, Insecta, Lepidoptera, Nymphalidae.